Molecule: messenger RNA, 2082 nt
Organism: Pelagomonas calceolata
Lineage: Eukaryota; Pelagophyceae; Pelagomonadales; Pelagomonadaceae
Source: the annotation of a GenBank genome assembly
AUGGCGGCAGAAGAAGGCUCAAUCCAAGUCAUCGGCCUCCCCCGCUGCUGCACCGGCGCCGCCGCGCUCGACAAGGGCCGCGUCGCCGUCGGGAGCCUCGGAGCUGGUAUAUGCAGCGUCGACCUUAGUACUGGACACACGCUAUCAAGCUGGCGCGGCGACGACGCGCCGCAGAAUACCGUACUUUGUGCCCAUGACAAUUUAGUUACUGUGGCGCGCGCGGACGGGUUGGUAGCCGAUCUAACCUGCGACGAGGGAGCCAUCCAGGAACGCAAAAUUGACGACGAGAAGUUUUCGGCGUGCUACGGCAUCGCCACGGCUCCAAAAGGCGACGGCAUCAUCCUCGUCGCGCGGCGAAAGAAUGAUAAUGCGCCCGUCGAGGUAUUAUGGAGAAGCGCGGAGAACAAGUGGACCCACGUCGACGCCAGCGCUCCGAAAGGAUCCGACCUAUGUGCAGGACUAUCAUGUUUGGGAGACGUCAUCGUCGUGGGAGGGCGGCACAUGCUCCGCGCGUACGCCGUCGGCAAGAAGAAAAAGGGAGGCCUCGCGCACUCGCAAAGCGACCAGUCCAAGAACCCGCUGCAGUGUAUAGCUUGUGCGAAUCGAUUGUGUGCGACGGCGCACCGCGACGGCUUGAUCAAGGUCUGGCGCGGGUUGGAUGACGUGGAACGAGUUGGACAAGGACACGGCUUCCACACGUAUUCACAACACCACUGGCACGCGUCGGCCUGUUCUUCCGUUUGUUUGCUCCCGGAGACGAUGCUGUCCGGUGGUAGGGAGGCCACGUUGGUCGUGUGGCGUUUAGGCAGGGAGGACGGCGAGCGGCGGCGCGACUUCCUCCCUAGGUUAGGUGGGCCCGUCGCCAGGGUCGUCAGUGCGUCAUCAGCAGAAGAGGACCGGUGCCUCGUGAGUUGCGUGGACGGCGCGCUGCAUUUGUGUCGCGUGGGCGAAGGUAGGUUAGCGGUGCUGUGGACGUCGUCGUCGCUGCACUGCCCCCUUUCAACAGUACUAUUCCCCUCUGGAACAGGAGUCGCCUCGAACGGCUUGCCCGGCUCAUUACAAGUAUACGAUGGGAGUAGAGUAUCAGAUACCAUAAGUGUGGUACCGCACAAUAGGACGAAUGUCAAGGAGCGCGUCGGCGACGAUCCGAUCUUGUCGCCCGUCGUGACACUGUGUGCUUUCUCUAGAGAUGCACAACACUUGGUCACGUGCGACGAGUGGCGGCCGAAGGCGACGCCGUCCCCUGAACUCAAAUUUUGGAGUAGAAAACAAUCAGGGUGGACCUGCGCCGCUUUGGUACGACACCCGCACGGCCGCGGUGUUGGUGUGGACUGCGUGGCCUUCCACCCGUCCUUAGUCGUCGCGGCGUCGUCCGGUUCGGAAGGCAUCCGCACCUGGGGCAUGAGCCAGAAGGGCUGGGUGUGUUUAGGAAGGGCGUCUCAUGACUUGGCACCACCGCAACAACUCGCCUUUUCCGAAGACGUCCUCGCGGCGCACCACGCCGGUUGUGUCACGUUGUGGAACGCGUCCUCACUCAUAUUAUUGGAGACGCACGGCGCGUUUGAUGAAAAACGGACGCCUCUGGCUGUCGGUUUUGUCGACAAUGGUAACGCACUGGGCGCCGUGGACGCGAAGGGGUUGUAUGUCGCGGGCCUCUACUCCGAGGCCGCGUGGAGCAUCGACGAGAGGUGCACGGCGGGAGCUGUAGUAUCGGAUUGUAUUAUUGCGGCGACGCGGCACGCCGUGCAGGUGUUCAGAGCGGACGCCGACGCGUGUGUCUUCGCCUGGGCCGUCGAGGAGGUCACGCUCCUCGCGGCGCCCUCUCCACAAAACGUCUUCGUGCGCACGGCGGGGCGGUACCUCCACCUCUCGCAAGCAUCAGCGAUUGAGGAACCGGCGGCGCUGGGCGCCGCGCCGCGGGCGGCGCCCCUGGUCGUCGUCCGCGCGCCGUCUUCAGCAAAGCGGAAGCGGCCCUACGCGUUCGGCGACCUGCUGGCCGCGGACCCGCGGCUCGUUGAUUUAAUUGAGUUGGGGACGGCGGCGGACGUGUGCGACGCGGUGCUGGACGCGGGGCUUAAGUGA